This is a messenger RNA of Gilbertella persicaria, 1732 nucleotides long. Its product is annotated as glutamyl-tRNA synthetase. The record is from RefSeq and is a predicted model, not a curated record. Bases 22 to 1584 code for a protein of 520 amino acids. Gene Ontology annotation, biological process: glutamyl-tRNA aminoacylation. NCBI's taxonomy places the organism in Eukaryota, Fungi, Mucoromycota, Mucoromycetes, Mucorales, Choanephoraceae. Gene Ontology annotation, molecular function: tRNA binding; glutamate-tRNA ligase activity; ATP binding. The transcript is spliced from 6 exons.
GCACUUUCUUGCUUAUUGCUAAUGGUUUUGUUUAACGUACGCCUUCUAGCACAAAGACGGUCUCUUCUGUUUACAGCAACUUCAAAGCGAUACUUGAGUGCACCUGCUAGAGUUCGUUUUGCUCCUAGUCCUACAGGACAGUUGCACUUGGGUGGAUUGAGAACUGCUCUUUUUAACUACUUGCUUGCCAAAAAGACACAUGGACAGUUCAUUCUUCGUAUUGAAGACACGGAUCAAACUCGAUAUGUAGAAGGUGCAGUUGAAAACUUGAUCAAGGCUUUGAACUGGGCUGGUGUUCCUCAUGACGAAGGACCUGACAUUGAAGGACCACACAUACCUUACUACCAAUCCAAAAGAACAGAGCUCUAUAGAGAACAUGCUAACCAUCUUGUUGAAAAAGGACAUGCCUAUCGAUGUUUUUGCUCCCCUGAACGGUUAAACCGAGUAAGAGAACAAAGACAGAAGCAAGGCAACUACAUUGCAUAUGACAAGCACUGUUCUUUCUUGUCUGAAGAAGAAAUCAAAGAUCACUUGGAUAAAAACACACCAUUUACGAUUCGGUUAAGAACACCUUACGAAGGAUCAACAGAACAUAAAGACUUAGUUUAUGGCAAAAUCAGUUUCAGUAACAAGACCAUUGACGAUACUAUCCUGAUCAAGAGUGAUGGUUAUCCUACUUAUCAUCUCGCUAAUGUAGUCGACGAUCAUUUCAUGGAGAUUACGCAUGUCUUGAGAGGAGAAGAAUGGCUAUCAUCCACACCCAAGCAUUUGUUGCUUUAUAAAGCAUUGGAUUGGCAACCACCUCAAUUUGCUCAUUUGCCAUUAUUACUUAAUCCUGAUGGGUCCAAACUCUCCAAGCGCUCAGGCGAUGUUCAUGUAGAACAAUACAUUGCUAAAGGUUACUUGCCUGAGUCCAUUAAUAACUUUGUUGCCUUGCUGGGAUGGCAUCCUAAUCAUCACAGUGAAGCAUUGUUUAGUAUGCAGGAACUCAUAGAUCAAUUUGACAUCAAAGACAUCAACCAUUCAGGUGCAGUAGUAGAUCAUCAAAAACUAGACUGGAUCAACAAACAUCAUAUCUUGAAGCGUGCUGAGACAACAGAGGGACUUAAUUCACUUGUAGAUAUCUUGAAGCCAUUUGUGAUUCAACACUAUGGUGAUCUCAAAGAUACUCAGGAUGCGUAUCGACUUGAAUCUCCCUAUUUAGCUCAAGUGAUAAACACAAUCAAAGAACGUAUUCGAAAUAUCAGUGAUAUUCCUCAACUUUGCAGUUACUAUUUUACUCAACCUGACUAUACAUCAACAGAUGCUAUAGCAUUGAAAAAGAAGUUGAAGCAACCUGCUGUUGCCUUGAUUUCUACUCCUGAAUUUAGAGAUCAAAUGAGUUCCAUUGAGCCUUUUGAUGCUGCUAAUAUUAAGUCUUGGCUCUAUUCUUUAGCAGAAACAAAACACUUGAAUCCUAACCAUGUUAUGAUGGCUAUACGUUAUGCAGUGACAGGAUCUAGAGUAGGAGCAGGUGUAGCCGAAACAAUUGAAGUACUUGGUAAAGAGACAGUGCUUAAACGAUUACAAAACCAUUCAACAUAGAUGUGUAUAUAAUAAUAAUAAUAAAACACUGGUAUUGAGUCUAUGCCUUGAUCCGCAUACAUUAAAGUUCAGCCAUUGUCUUUGAUCGGGUGUGCACCUAGAAAAUGACUUACCAUUCAACACACACACACACACAAAACAUAGACAA